Molecule: messenger RNA, 895 nt
Organism: Lactuca virosa
Lineage: Eukaryota; Viridiplantae; Streptophyta; Magnoliopsida; Asterales; Asteraceae
Source: the annotation of a GenBank genome assembly
GUGCAAACUACAAAGAACCAUCCUUUCAAGUUUUCAACUUGCCUUCUUCCUUCUCUCUCUCACACACACAACACACACUGAAAAAGGGCAUUAUGUUCUCUCUCGCUAUCAUAUGAACUGAAUCAAUAACCUCAUCGGAACACCUUUUUCUUGGGUUUUGGUUGGUUCGUUUUCUUGUUUCGGGAGUGGAGAUUUUGUGAGAUGAGCAAAGAACGGCCACCGGAGCCGCUUGAUUUCUUCAUUUGGACGGUUGAGGAUGUUGGGCUUUGGUUGGAGGAAAUAAAUCUUGGAGGGUAUCGCCAAACUUUUAAAGAAAAUGGUGUUAAUGGAGAGUAUCUUGAGGGCAUGUCUAUGUUUACAACAGAACAAAUUCUUAGGUUUAUUCGACGUUGUCACAUGAAAUGGGGUGACUUUAUAACACUAUGCAAAGAACUCAGAAGGAUAAAAGUGGCUUGCUUGAAGGGGGAGCAAAAGGUUCGACGACCAUGGUGGGCCCCAUCUUGUUUAUCUGUAGUCUUUGUGAGGGUGGCAAAGCGUAACAGACAAUCACGGGUAGUUUCCAUGAAACUAGAACCCUGAUCUGAUCCACUGAUCCAACCCAACCCAACCCAGUGGGUUGGGGGGAAAAGUCUGACAUCUUCGGUCCUGAUCAGCUUUUCCUCGGUGGAUCUUGAUCAGGAUUUCAGAUGUUUGAAACAUCAUAUCCGCAAGCAAACGUGUCCUUUUGUUUUGUUUUUAUUUAGAAAUCAAAACUAGCAAAAGAAUUCGGUCUUAUAUUGUGUAUCUUUUGUGUCGAUUUUUAUUUAGUUGCUUUUGUGUAAAGUUUGUGGAUGAAGAUUUAUAUAGCAUAAUACGGAUGAGAAAUUUGUAUUUGUAUUUUGUGUAGAUAUGCUUA